CGCUCCCUGACGGCCUCCGACAGCCCGACGACCCGGCCAGACACACGGAGCAGCCCACCAGCGAACAUGAAGCACAACAGUUUGUCUCGUAUUUUUGUCAUUAUCUUGUGUGCGGUGGUUUUUGUCGCGGUUUUAGUCGUUAACGCGUUGGCCGGAGCAGGACGAGGUCCUUUCCGCUCCAGUACAGGCAACGUGUCGGGCCACUAUGAGACGGGCAUCACUCCAGCCGGCUGGACCUUCUCUAUCUGGGGCGUUAUCUACACCUGGCUCACCCUGAUGGUCGUUUACAUCACUUCAUACAUAUGCAGAGGAUCCUGGGCUCAGUGUCUGCUGCCGUACGCCUUCUAUUUCUGCUGGCUGUCCAACAUGGUGAUGAACGUGGCCUGGCUCCUGGUGUGGGACAGAGAGUUGAUGCUGGCCGCUCUGGUUCUGUUAAUCCUGAUAGCGUUCUCCAACUACAGCGCCCUGUUCUUCGUUUGCUAUGCCACAGAUUACUAUGGACUGUGGCUGCAGACGUACCAUCGCAGAGACCUGGCCUGUCUCAGAAUCCUGGUCCAGAACGGUUUGGCCGUCUACACCACAUGGACCUCCAUCGCCUCUCUGAUCAACUUCUCUCUGGUUCUCCAUCUGUGGGGCGUCAAUAAGAGCACAGCAGCCACCGCCUCUCUGUGCAUCCUGUUUCUGGAGGUGGUGGUUUGGUUCAUCCUGGAGAACUGGCUGCUGGACCGCUGGGUUCGCUACAUCCUGACCGUCUACCCAGUGGUGAUCGUGGCUCUGGUUGGAAACGUCUACAAGCAUUUCAACCUGGAUGAUCCCACUCCAAACUCAGUGUUCAUGGUGGUGCUGCUGGUGUUGUCCUGCAUCCUCUUCAUCUCUAGAUUCUUCACGGUCCUCUGGAGGAACAGGUGGCGGCCUCUCUACUCUCCCGGCUCGGCUCGACUCAUGGUGUCACCCCUCGACGGCAAAAAGUUCAGAGUCCUUUCCUAAGUUGAUUCUGUAAAGUCUGAGCCCAGACUCACUCUGAUUUAUGCGUUCACACGAGCCUCUGCAGUGUUGGAAGGCAAAUGUCAGUUUUAAAAUGAGGCCUGCAGACAGACACAUAAACAACUGGAAUAGGAGCUGUGUUACUUUAUGUGGAGGAAAACUAGAGUCUGCGAUGGGAAGGCAGGAAAAUGUUUCCUCAUCUUUUCUCCAACAACAUUACAACAAUACUCUCUCAUCUGAAACACUUUUUUUGAAGUACUCAUGAACUAUUACAGACCAGCAGUUAACUGCUGCAUAUACAACAUUAAUACAGUCUGUUUUU
Messenger RNA from Acanthochromis polyacanthus (spiny chromis), 1306 nucleotides. RefSeq lists its product as uncharacterized. The annotation marks the transcript as partial. Lineage: Eukaryota; Metazoa; Chordata; Actinopteri; Pomacentridae. The transcript has 7 exons. The record is from RefSeq and is a predicted model, not a curated record.